AUGCUGAAUAAAAGCCUCUUUCAAUAUUGUCAUGAACUACGUAUAGAGUAUGGAGUCUGUUUCCAAGAGAUAGCAUCGAAAGUGGACACCCUUAGGUCCUCUACUCUUACAACCGAACGUCUUACUCUAAAGGUCGUUACUAGGUCUCUGUCCACCUUUUAUCUAGACCCGCUAUACCGAAGAACGGGACUUGACGCAAGCUUCUGCCUGCGAAAUCUGGAAGCAACGUGCAAUUACUCUGGAAUGACCCCAUGCGCCAGAUGCGUGGCCGAAGCUUGCCAGUGCAAGUACGAGUCAAACCGUGAUCGUAGGCGCAAAGUUCAUACCAUUAAGUUAUUAAGCUUCCAUGCCGCUCUCUGUCAAAUAGCUUCUAAGCUCCGCGCUGGAUCCCUGUAG
Molecule: messenger RNA, 396 nt
Organism: Penicillium macrosclerotiorum
Lineage: Eukaryota; Fungi; Ascomycota; Eurotiomycetes; Eurotiales; Aspergillaceae
Exons: 3
Coding region: 1-396 (131 amino acids)
Source: RefSeq, a predicted model, not a curated record